This is a messenger RNA of Durio zibethinus, 3345 nucleotides long. Lineage: Eukaryota; Viridiplantae; Streptophyta; Magnoliopsida; Malvales; Malvaceae. The record is from RefSeq and is a predicted model, not a curated record.
UUUUUUUUGGGUUUUCUAUUUAUUUCCAAUACUCUUUUAAAGUUUCUUUCUUUUCAUUUUUUGGAUUGGGGUUUUUCUGCUUGAGCAAAUCUACUAGGACCCUUUUUUUAUGUGUUUAAUUCAAUGCUUUGUUUGGCAGCUGAGAGAAGGUGAAUGAAACAUGGGAGCAAGCUAGAAGCUUCACUUCUUUGUUACUUUAUCUUUUGUUGUUUGAAGUGUGAUUUAAGAAUAGUCUUUUUUUUUUUUUUCAUUUAGAUCUGAUAUUUGCUUGUAAAAAUCUUUGAUUUAUUUGGAGAUUGAAUGGAAAGGUCACUGCUUUUUAAGGAAUUAUUAGACGAUAUAUUUUGCUGCAGGUAGUAUGCAAGUUUUAAAUUUUAUAGAUAACUGAAUGUGAUUUUAUCUUCUGGGAUCAUUAGCAAUUUCAAUAUAAUAUUUUAGGACUUGGACUUUCUAUUUGUUUGUAUAAAUUUUGCUCUGGAUGUAUAAAGAUUCUAAAACUUUACUGGUUUCUAGUAUUUUGUGAUGGAUGGAGUAUGGUUGGCUGUGUUUCCUUUCUCUGCUUAUUGAACAUUUUUACUUUAUUUAUUGUUAUUACUAACAAGAGCAUCUGGUCUAUUCUAUUGUUUGCAUUCCUCAUUAUUGAUGUUUUUGAAUCUGGUUGAUGGGAGCUGUAUCAGUGAACAAUGGGGUUUUGUCGAUAAAGGAAAGGUGUGCAACAAAAUGUGUCACGGGCAAAAAGAAGCAAGGAAAGGAGUUGUGAGGGAGGGGCAAGUUUUAGGUUCAUCUGAGGAAGACGAAUCAAGGAUUGUUGAGAGAACUAUAAAUGUAAAUAAUGGGUCCUUGGGAGCAAUUGAGGUGCGUGAUGUGUCGGAAAUACCGCAACAACAACCUCGAGGUUCCAUGAUACGUUGGGAUAGGUUUCUCCCUUUCGGGUCUAUCAAAGUUCUCCUUGUGGAAAAUGAUGACUCGACUCGCCAUGUCGUUAGUGCACUACUACAGAAUUGUUGUUAUGAAGUUAUGGCUGUUUCAAAUGGUCUUCAAGCAUGGAAAGUUCUAGAAGAUCUGACUAACCACAUUGAUAUUGUCCUGACAGAGGAAAAUAUGCCUGUUUUAUCAGGAAUUGAUCUUUUAUGCAAGAUUAUGAACCAUAAAACUUUAAAGAAUAUCCCUGUGAUAAUGAUGUCAUCUCAUGAUUCUAUCAGUCUAGUCUUUAAGUGUUUGUCAAAGGGUGCAGUUGAUUUUUUAGUAAAACCUAUUCGGAAGAAUGAGCUUAAAAAUCUCUGGCAGCAUGUUUGGAGGAGAUGCCCCAGUUCUAGCGGCAGUGGGAGUGAAAGUGGAACACAGUCCAAAAAGUCUAUUAAGUCAACAGGUAAUGAUAAGCCUGAGAAUUAUGCUGCCAGCAGUGAUGAACAUGAUAAUCAGAGUGAUGGACUGAUUAUUUGUGACGGAAGUGAAAAUGGGAGCGGCACUCAGAGUUCAUGGACAAAAAGGGCAGCUGAAGCUGAGAGCUCUCAGCCAAUGUCAUCCUCAAAUCAAUUGCCUGAUGCUCCUGAUAUCACUUGCGCCCAGGCAGUUCAUGUAAAGUGGGAAAAAUGUGGGAGCUUGUGGGCAUGUGUUAACACAACAAAAGAAUGCCAAGAACUGCAUGAACAAGUUGAUGAUGCUAUGGAGAGUGAGGACUUGGAAGUAAAAAGAAAUCCAGAAUUGCAAUUUGGACAACUACAUGAAAAUCUACGUGCUCACUGGGCAAGCAUCAAGCAGAAUGGGUUGCCUGAAGCAGAAUGUCAGCAAUUUGACAGUGGGCCGUUAGAGCACUUGAAUGAGAACAUAACUGGCAAUGAUCGAACCCCUAAUAUAAUUUCUGCAAGUUCCAACUGUAUCAAUCAACAAGCUGAUAGCCGAGAUUCUGAUACUCCAGGUGGCCUUUCUGAUGUCCCACAAAUCAAAGAUGGAGCAUCCCAUGCAUUUGGAGAAAUACUAUCCCUUGAACUGACUCUUAAGAGGCUGCAAGGAGCAGCAGAUAGUCGAAACGCUGCAAAUGAUGAGCACAAUGUUUUGAGGCAUUCUGAUUCAUCAGCUUUCUCAAAAUACAGUACUGCAUCUUCUGCUAAUCAGGCUCACACAGGAAAUGUAGGCAGCUGUUCUCCACUCGAUAAUAGUUCUGUUACAAUGAAGACAGAAACAGUGCGCACUUUUCUGUCUCAUUCAAAUGGGAUUCUUUUGAAUCAGCCAUCAAUAGGAAGCAGCAACAAAAAUGAUAUGACCACCACUGCUAAAUGUGUCAGCCGAAAGCCAGAAACUUUGAAUGAAAAGCCUGGGUCCAUUUCAGCAUUUAAACGCUUUCACUCUUCUUCCUUCCAGCCAAUGCAGAAUGGUCAUAUCUGUUCAUAUCAAGAAGUGUUAAAUGAAACAGCAGAUGAUACUGGAUUUAAAAAUGCUCAUUUGCAAUCGAGAAGUUCAUAUCAGGUGUUUCAUGUGCAGCACCAAUGUCAUCUCCACCAAAUUGAGAAAGAGCAGCAUCACCUGCAGCCAGACCAUGAUUCCUUGCUGAAGAUCAUGGCAAUAACUGCUAGACAAUGCAGAUCAUCUGAUGUGUUUGAAGGGCCCUCUGAAUGUAAUAUCAUAAACUAUAGUGUAAAUGGGAGUGUCUUGAGGAGUAACCAUGGCACCAAUGGACCUAAUGGGAGCAGCAGUGGUUUAAAUGCUGAAACUGCAAUCAUGGAAAGUGACAAUGGAGCAGCUGGUGCAAUGAGUGGGAGAAGCAGUGGUAGUGGAGCUGAUGAAGAUCGGGUUGCACAGAGAGUGGCUGCCUUAACCAAAUUUCGUCAGAAAAGAAAAGAAAGAUGUUUUGAAAAGAGGGUACGAUACCAGAGCAGGAAAAAGUUGGCAGAACAACGUCCUCGCGUCAAGGGACAGUUUGUGCGGCUAAUCGUGUCUGAUUCUGAAGGAGGAAAAGAUUGUUUGAGUAAUGGCCUCGCAUCUGAAGACAAUUCUUCUGAUAGUGUAAGAUAACGCAGGCAGGGUUGCUGAUUGCUGACUUGACCUUUUUCCUUGCUAAUGCUUAUAAAUGUGUGUAUAUGAGACGAGCACUGGCUGUGUGUUUAGGGAAGGAAUACGUUAAUAUGGACCGGUUUUUUUUUUUUUUUUGCUUGUUUCUUCUUUCAAUGAGGAGCUAAUAUCAUAUUGCUUGUAAAUAAACAAUAGAUUUUAGAACUUACAUCAAUACUUUGAACGGUAUGUCAUCGUUGUGAACUUUGAUGAAUUUCAGCAUGGAGACUGAUCUUGCAUGGGAUAAUUUCUUCCUUUUCUUGAUCAAUUAAACAGGCUUUAGUCUCUUUUCUUGUA